CUUAUACGUGUGCGCAUUAUGGAAAGCAUUUUCUUACAGACAGCGCCAGUGAGUGUUACAAUUUCUCUCCAUCAUGAUUGCUAGGACAUUACGAGUCCAACACGUUGGCCGGGCCUUGCUCACAAGAAGCAACCUUUCCUUUCGUUGCUACAGCCGCACAUUCGCUCCGUGGCAGCACGCGACGCAGGGCAUGGAGUACAAUCGUGAUUUGUUCGAAUAUACCUCCGGAAGAUGGAUCUACAACGAAUCCCGGCGCCUGGAUGAGCGACGCUUAGUUUUCGACGUCGAUGCACUCAAGAAAGCUGCAGCAGAGUCAGUUGGCAGGCCGAUUUCAGACAUCGAAAGCUUCCGUAAAGUGGCCGAAGGCGGCUUCAAUCGCGUCUUCGAAAUUUCAAUGAAAGGUGGCUCGUCAAUACUCGCGCGGCUGCCAUACCCAUCCACGCUACCACGGCGGCUCGCAGUAGCCAGCGAGGUUGCGACGCUCGAUUUUGCUCGUAGUCAUGGAAUCCCGACUCCACGAAUACUCGGGUAUUCCGUGGAUGACGUCAAGGUCGGCUCUGAGUACACAUUGAUGGAGAAAGUACCGGGGAAGCCCAUUGGAGAAGCCUGGUUCAAUCUAUCCGACAAUCAGAGGCUCCAAAUUCUAUACGACAUCAUCAGGCUUGAAGAGAAGCUUUUCGACAUUGUCCUACCCGCCAGUGGAAGCAUAUACUAUAUCCGUGAUCUACCACCCGACACCCCGAAAGUGGAUAUACCUGGCUCGGAUGAUAAGUAUUGCCUAGGGCCCUACGCGGCGCUCAGGUGGUGGACCGGCGAGCGUGAAGGACUUAGCUUUGACCGGGGACCUCACGGAGAUCCUCUACGAGUUCUUCAAGCAGCGGCCGAGAAAGAACUUGCCUGGAUUCGCGCUUAUGGGCGGCCUCGAUUACCCUUCGAUCGACACUAUCGGGAAGCUCUGCAAUUCCAGAAACAAGAUCCUAAGGACCACGCCAAAUCAUUAGAGGAGUAUAUCCGUUUGGCUCCCUAUCUUGUACCCUCGUGUGCAGAGCUUAACAAGCCAAUUCUUCGACAUCCUGAUCUCCAACCCAACAACAUAUUCGUUUCCGAAAAUUUCAGAGUUACGGGACUUAUCGACUGGCAGCACGCUGUCGCUCUUCCGGCAUUUCUCGCAGCUGGAAUUCCGAACUCGUUCCAAAAUUGGAACGAUGUCGAGUCGGCGUCCUUUACCCCUCCCAAGCUCCCAAAGGAUCUCAGCUCGAUGUCUGAAGGGCAGUGUGCGAAAGCGCGUGAGCAAUUUCGUCGCCGCCAUGCGCACUUCUUCUACCUGGGGUAUACGCAACGGUUUAACGAACCUCAUUGGCGUGUUCUCGAAGAUAGCGUUAAUUUAAUGAAGAGCCGGAUCUACAACCAUGCUGGUGCUCCCUGGGAAGGUCUGAACACGCCCCUUCAACUGGACCUCAUUCAGGUUUCGCAACACUGGUCCAGGAUGGCAGCUCGCGACCCCGAUGACACGGUACCGCCGUGUCCGAUUUCAUUCGCGGAGCAAGAGAAGGAGCGAAUAGAGGCGCUCGACGAGUCACACUGCGAGGUUGAUUCCGACAUGGAAAUACUCAACAACUUCAUCGGCAUCUCCUGUGAUGGAUGGACGACGCAUGAGCGGAUCGCAGAGGCGAAAGAAUUAGCUAGCCAAUUGAAGGAUGAAGGGCUUGCCGCAGCUGACGGAGAUACUUGGCUGAGGCAGAUGAAUGAGCAGCAUUGGCCUCACGAUGAUUUCGAUGAGGAAGGACUGGAGAGUGGAGGUGCGAACUACCCGUAAUACUGUGGUGUAGUGCCCUGAUGAGCACUCAGGUGGGGCUGAUGGGAUGAGAAUAUGAGACUGAAGGUUAUGUGACGUGCGGCUAAUAAGAGGGCAGUGUGGCGGUCGAUAUCGCGUUAGGCAGCUGCAAACAUGUACGAUAACAGAUACACCCUACUCAUC
This is a messenger RNA of Trematosphaeria pertusa, 1978 nucleotides long. RefSeq names its product kinase-like protein. The record is from RefSeq and is a predicted model, not a curated record. Lineage: Eukaryota; Fungi; Ascomycota; Dothideomycetes; Pleosporales; Trematosphaeriaceae. The transcript is spliced from 3 exons. The coding region runs from base 74 to 1816 and encodes 580 amino acids. Gene Ontology annotation, cellular component: mitochondrion.